Molecule: messenger RNA, 3381 nt
Organism: Porites lobata
Lineage: Eukaryota; Metazoa; Cnidaria; Anthozoa; Scleractinia; Poritidae
Source: the annotation of a GenBank genome assembly
AUGGGAAACGCUUCUUCUGUACAAGACAUAAAACUUGGGGAUAAAAUUGGCGAUGGUGCGUAUGGAGAGGUUUUUAAAGCUGUGUGGAGUGGAAAGCAAGUCGCUGCCAAACGAAUUCGCGCGGUAUUCUUCGAAGGCGAUUACGACGGAAGCAUCAGAGCAGCGUUCUUGGAGAAGUUUAAAUCAGAAUGGGAGCUUCUCAGCAGUCUUAAACACCCUAAUAUUGUACAGUAUUACACAGUGAUCCUACCUCCUACCCCAGAGACACCGAUCAUCGUCACCGAGCUGUUAUCAUGCGACUUGGCCAAACACAUUCGGGAUUCGCAAAGCAAACCGAAAGUGUCUUUCUCGGAAGUGGUGAAAAUUAUGUUGGACGUUGCCGAAGCUCUGCAGUAUCUUCAUUCACAAAAGCCUCCGAUCGUCCAUCGCGAUUUGGCAAGCAAGAAUGUUUUGCUAACAAAGUCGCUACACGCAAAGAUCGCUGAUUUGGGUUUGGCGAAGGUUUUCCCUCACGGUGCUAUGUAUGCCACAGCCAUGCCGGGUACCCCGGUCUAUGCCGCCCCAGAAACUUAUCCCAAGAAAAUGGGAAGAACACAGAAAGGAAAUAAAGCAAUCUACACGGAGAAAAUCGACAUAUUCUCCUUCGGCGCUCUUAUGUUGGAGACGAUUAUUGGUCAUCUACCUGAACGCAUUCUACCCGAUCCGGUUCUUGAAGGUCAGUAUUUUGUUAAUAGAUUUGUCAUCAGACAUGCAUUUAAUUUAGAUUUCAAUUGUCGUAGUGAUCGAUUACUAUACAAGUAACGUAAUUAUAGGCGAAAUAUAGGUUUGACUGCUUCUGUUUUGUUACGCAUUUGAUAUGCUUAACGCUGUGGUCCCUCUACUCAAUCACAAAGUCCUUCAGUUCGUAGUCGUGCGGUUGUUUUACGGCUCACUUAACGACCUUAACGUAAUAAAGUUCGCUUCCCAUACUUUAGGAUUACUUAAAAAAAUACAAGUCUGGGUGGUCUUCCCAGCCGUUUCUUAGUGGAAGGUGAAAAGUGUUCCGAGAAAAAAUGUCACACAAAAAAAGGUCACGUAAUUCACCACCUUUAAAAGUAAAACUACUGGCUUCUGGCUCAGUGAUCGACCUUUUCAUGGAUGCUCAAUCCAGACACCUCAGUUGCUGAAAGCAUUUAUAAUUUUAGAUCGCCUCUGUUUGCCUUUGCUGACUUCCCUUAGUAUCUUGCUAUCUUUCCUAAAAAAUGAGCUUUUUUCAUUAUUUGACUUAUUUAGCCUGGUGUCUCGUGCAUGACGCAGCACUUGACAUGGCGGCGUUUUCCUACCGUCGAGCUCCAUCACUUAAGUAAGAUUCUAAGAAAUCGGUAGAGAAGGUUCAUCCAGGAAAUCCAUAAUAUUCACUCAUCACAAAAGAGUCUAACCCAAAUAAGGGAAUCCGGAUUCUGGAAUCCUUGAAAUUUUUCUUUGUGGAAUCUGUCAUCCCGGGCUUUGGACUCGGGAAUACAGCUCAGGGAAUCCGGAAUCCCACUAGCGAACGGAAUCUAGAAUCCUAGUCCCACUGACAAAGACUGGAUUCCAGUACCAGGGAUCCGGUACCCUGGGUGCCAGAUUAAGGUGCCAGAGACUUUUCUAGCGCGGUUUCCGGUUUCGGUCAAGUCUUUAUAGUGACCCGAGUUUUUUCUCGCGGCUUCGGCCUACGGCCGAAGAUGUGUCAGCCUUCGGCCAACACCGAAAAUUCCCGCCCCUCGCGAGAAAAACCUCUGGUACCCAGGGCAGGGAUCUGGAAUCCACGGAGUGGAAUCCAGAAUCCAAGAUGGUCUUGGAUUCCCUAACAUUAGGCGAACUGAACGUUUUCCGAUGCAAAAGGUGCAAUGAACCAGUGAUUUGACUUGGUCUGAUUUGAUUCGAUGAGACUCCAUCUCCAUCAUCCAGGACGUAUGGAGUAACCUCUAUCAACCUGGGCACAUCAGAGUGAAGGGGAAGGUGGUUUUGGGCUAGCUUAGGGAGCUAAUAUUAUUACCCAUACAGAUAUCACUUAAAGUAGUGAGUAAAAAAAUAGUUUAUGCAGGAAAAACAAACUGUUAUGUUGUGUUGGAGAGAGUUUUCAAUUUUAACAUAUUUACCUAAUUGUAAUCACUAUAAGAGCUCUUUUAAGAAGUACUGAAAUAGGCAAAAAAAUUGUUCCCGGGAAUUGGUUACCUGUUUCAGUAUCUGUUACUACUUUGGAUCAAAUAAAUCUUGAGCCAGGCCAUUUGUCCAAACCCGUAUAUUUCACCUGUUCACACGGGGGUUACACCACAUCCGGGUCGCCUCCGCACACCUGUAAUGACACAAAUAGAUGCUGUUCCUCUCAAAGUGUGAUGCGUUUCUUUUUGUGUAGAUGGAGAGAUUGUUCCAGAGUACAUUCGCCGAAGCGAGGACCUGGAGGAGAUGGGACCGGAUCACCCACUACAUAAUCUCGUAUGCCAGUGCUUUGAAAACAUCCCUGAGAAAAGACCCAGUGCUACUGAAAUCAUUAACACCCUUAUGAAAUUUACCAAAGAAAUAAAAGGAAAACUUCCUAGAAAGGCCACUGGGGAAAGAGUUGGGGCUAUGUCAAAUAUCCAGUACGACCACAAGUUUAAGGUUCUGGUUUUAGGCGAAUCCGGCGUUGGCAAGACGUCCAUAGUGGCUCGAUUCCUUGAUGCUCAUAGUUCGUUUCCUGACAACCCUUUUCCAAGCACCUUGGAAUCUGAGGAUCACUUCGAGCGUCUGCGAUUUCGCGACAAGUCAGUACAUCUUCACUUGGUCGAUGUUGGAGGGAACAGGUUCAGCCCAGCAGCCAACUUUGCCCCGCAGAUCUUCCGCAAGGUCCGGGGUGUGGUCAUUGUUUUUGAUCUCACCUCACAAGUGUCUUUCUUGGAAGUUUCCACGUGGCUGGAAACCGUGAAGAAAGCCUGCCAUGUGGGAAUACCCGUGGUACUGGUUGGAAACAAGAAUGACGACUUGGACAGGUGGGUUGAUGGGCGGACGGUGGAGAACUUUGUCCUGAAAGAGAAAUUGUUUUACAUUGAGGCCAGUGCAAAAACUCGAGAGAACAUUGACGAAAUCUUUUCUGUUCUUAUUGGUUUAAUGAUUGAGAAUGAAAAUCAGCUGGAAUCUUCUGAUGGAAGCACGCUUCUUGACUCUCUGCGGAGAACAUUACCUGAGGGCGAAAGAAUCGAGCAGAGCUUAAUUGCUGAAAGACAGAGAAGCCCUCGGCACGAAGUUCUUGAUCCUGGGGUUAUAGUGUUGGAGGACACGAAUGCUUCCGAUAGCAAAACCGGAAACAAUAGUGCAGGUGAAAAAGCUGAAGAUGACGGUAUCAAAAGCAAGAAACGACACUGGUGUUGCUUAGUAAACUAA